Molecule: messenger RNA, 3677 nt
Organism: Tupaia belangeri chinensis (Chinese tree shrew)
Lineage: Eukaryota; Metazoa; Chordata; Mammalia; Scandentia; Tupaiidae
Gene: CDCA2
Product: cell division cycle associated 2
Exons: 15
Coding region: 491-3538 (1015 amino acids)
Biological process (GO): regulation of mitotic nuclear division; regulation of chromosome segregation
Cellular component (GO): chromosome; nucleus
Source: RefSeq, a predicted model, not a curated record
CGCGUCAUUCCGUGGUAAAAUAGUCCCCGUGGUCACAAGUUAGGCGCAUCAUGUCCAUUGAGUCUCCUGCAGCUACAGGUGGCUUCUCAUGGAGUUCAGGAAGGUGCUCCUCUGCCUCAGACUGCGGGGCAGAGGUGUGAGAGAGGUCGGGGUGCGCACCGACACGUGCGAGGACAGCGGCGUAGAGAUUCCAAGAGUACCCGCGGUCGCGGAGAAGGCGGAGCCGGCGAUUUGAAUCGGGAGGCGGGCGGAGGCGGUGGAGCCGGCGGGGUGGGCUGAACGCGGGCUGAGGUCAGGUUCUAGGCCGCUUGGACACCGGGCUGGGGAGCUGGGGAGCAGAACCUCCCUGACUGACAGCAGAUACUUCAUCAAGCCUAAGCUUCUGAACCCAAGAUCCGGGUUUCAGAAGGCUCGACAACCGCGACUGCAGUCUGCUGCGGAGCUUUCCGGAUAAACCGAGGCGUCGGAGCACUUGAGUUGCGCGUGAGAGAUGGAUACCAAUUUAAAAGCUCAGGAGGACUCUGAAACUAAGGAGUCUACUAUUAAUAAUGCUGAAAAUGUCUCCUUCAUUUUGGGAACUGGAAAGCUGGUGACUCCUCAGAAGCCUGCAGCAGAAUUAACUCCUAAUCUUUGCACACAAGAUCCGUUUAAAUCACCUUUGAACUUUUCCACAGUAACGGUAGAGCAACUGGGAAUUACGCCUGAAAGUUUUGUUAAGAACACUUCAGGCAAAUCAUCAUCGUACCUUAAAAAAUCUAGGCGACGUUCCACAGUUGGUGUUCGGGGCUCUCCUGAAACAAACCAUCUGAUUCGCUUCAUUGCUCAGCAGCGCAGUUUAAAGAAUUCUGAGAGAUCUCGUUUAACACAGGACUCCCCUUAUCAGGGAAGCCCUGUACUGUAUCGAAAUGUUAAUUCAUUAAAAGAGCGAAUAUCUGCCUUCCAGUCGGCUUUUCUGUCUAUAAAGGAAAACGAGAAAAUAGCUGAUUAUCCAGAAUUUUCAGAGGCAAAGGGAACAUUGAAGACAACAGACUUGACCAAAAAGGAAGGUCUUGGUCAAUGUCAGCAGUCUGUGUUUGCUACAAAAUCAUCCUCCAAACGUCGGAGGAUAUCCUUGCAGAGCAACUCUGAUGAAAUACUGACUGGUGCUGGAGGAAAAGUGACUCAUUCCCAGAUACUCAGUAUUGACACAGACAGACUUUAUCAGAUUGGGGAUGUUGAACAUUCUGCAGCUCUUUCUGAGAAAUCAUCUGAAGUUGAUUUAACACAGUCUGGAUGUUUAGUUGAAGCAUCUGUUCCCAUUUCAGCACUCACAGAGGCUUCACAUGGGCUCAAGGGCGCUGGCUGUGUAGAGGGCAAAGAAUCAAAUGAUGCUGUUUCCUUCGACACAUUUACAGCAGAAGGUCAGUCAGACACAGCCUCUGAGGUUGGAGCAGCAGCUACUCCAGUGUGCAAGUACAUUCCAUCCUCAGAGUCCUUCGUACUUCGUUCUGUACUUAAGAAACCCUCUGCUAAGCUGUUGGUAGAGAGCUUACAGGAACAUUGCAGCAACCUCUGUAAUGAUGGAACUCAGCCAAGCUUAAUUACAAAUGUUGCAAACUCUUGCACAGAACAAAAAGCAGAAGAUCAUCAAGAUUUUAAGUCACCGGCCUUUCUAAACAUGAGGAAGAGAAAGAGAGUUACUUUCGGAGAGGAUCUAAGCCCUGAAGUGUUUGAUGAAUCUCUGCCAGCAAAUACUCCAUUGCGCAAAGGAGGAACGCCUGUUUGUAAAAAGGACUGCGGUAGAGCCAGUCCCCUGCAGCUCGAGCAGGCCCCAGUUUCUGAGCCAUUGUCUCAACCAAAUUUCGAUGACAAGGGAGAGAAUCUUGAAAACAUAGAACCACUUCAGGUAUCAUUUGCAGUUCUGAGUCCUAAUAAGUCUUCAAUCACUGAGCCUCUCUCAGGCACUGAUACCUUUAGUUCUCCAAAUAACCACGAGAAAAUACCCUCCAAUAAACUUGGUAGAGUAACACGAACAUCUAGUAGAAGAAAACAAUUGAUCAGUUUUGCAGAAGAGAAUGUUUGCAACUUACUUAAUACUGAGGCUCAGCCUUGUAAAGAAAAGAAAAUGAAUAGGAGGAAGUCUCAAGAAACCAAGGGCACAAAGAGGGCACUUCCUAAAAAGAAUCAGGUUUUAAAAAGUUGCAGAAAGAAGAAGGGAAAGGGAAAGAAGAGUGUUCAGAAGUCUUUAUACGGAGGAAGAGACAUUGCUUCCAAGAAGCCCCUCCUCAGUCCCAUUCCUGAGCUGCCCGAAGUCUCUGAGAUGACACCGUCAGUUCCAGGAAUCCGAAGGAUGUGUUCAGAUUUCAACUCAAUUGGUAAACUUGAACAAGAGAAGCCUCCUAAAAAUCAAGUUAAGAGAAAGAAUCCUUUGCUUCAAAAUCCAGAAGAUUUGAAUAUAGAUCAAGGGUUUGAGAAAUACAUAUCUAAAUUCUGCCGCUCUCACAUAAAAAGUUCAUCGCUUGGUAAUGCUAUUUUUGGUGAUAAAAAUACAAGUACUAUAGAUCUUAAUGAAAAUAAAAAUAUUCCAAAAGCAGAAAAUAAGUUGGAAAGUGAAAAUGAACCACAAAGUGGGAAUGAGAAUGAAAACAGUCCUGUAUCUUACGCUUCUGUGACUGCAGAACACACUAUAUCGGAUAAUGCAAAACCUGAUUUUAACCUACAACGGCAAGAAUUUCCUGCUGCUGAUGGAAACAUGGAAAACCUUAGUCAAAUCGUUAACAUUUCAGAAGAUAAAAAUAUGAAGUGUGAAAAACAGGAUGGCUUAGCUACAGAGGCAGAACUCCACGACAAUUAUUUAAUGUCUGACUCACAAAAAGAAUUUUAUUGUUCAGAUGUCUUAAUUGAAAAUAUAAAAGAAUUUAAAAGCUGCAGUGAGGAUGUAGGAAGGUCCACAGAAAAUAGCAGCAUUGUGAAUCGUAAGAAAUACAGAAGAUGCUCUCUGAAUUAUUCUGACAGUCAAAGUUUACACCUGGGAAAAAAUGGAAAUCACAGCUCUUCCUCCAGCAUGGUGAGCUCUGUAGAUAGUAGUUUAGAAAACUCCGAACUGUAUAGAGAUUUAUCUGACACUAUAGAGCAAAGCUUUCAGAGAGCAAAGAGUGAAACCAAAGUGCGACGUAGCACAAGGCUACAACACAGUUCAGAAAGUGAAGGGCUUGUAUGGAUUUCCCUUCCAUUUCCUGCCACUUCCCAAAAAACCAAAAGGAGAACGAUCUCUACAUUUGACAACAGAGAAGUUGAAAGUUUGUCCCCAAGAAAAGACACUGUGUCCCUCGGGCAAAAAGCCUAUGUGGCACCCUCUGACUCAGGUAGAGAAAACAGCAAGAACCCUGCUCAUUCUAAUUUAUCUAGGAAGAGAAGGAACAGCUUUUGUAUGUCUACACUCACAAAUACUGAAACUGCUACCAAGUCAAUACACUACCGGAGAAACAGUUUUCUCAAGAAGGCCGAAAGCUCCCUGACUGAUUUGGAAAGUAUUGGGCAUAGUGGAGAACUCAAGUAGUAACUGGACGUUUCUGCAGAGCAUUUGACGAGAGGGGAGAUAACCAUCCAUGCAUAACAGAUUCUUCUUGUUCCCAUCCUCUGUUCAACCUCAGUGUUUUAAAUUUUCAAAUAAAUAAAAUCAUUUGAGUUGAAAUCUA